AUGGUCAAGCCUACAGUUCUUGCGCUACUGGCGCUAACCUCCCCUGCUUGGUCAAUGCCCCAGACCGCGGUGACCAACCUCGCCAAAUGUACCGACUGGUGUUACAAGAACUACGCCAACCCGUCGGCCACCUGCGUGUUUCCUGCGUUGACGGGAAAGGGCCCGUGCUAUGUCUGCGGUCCGUUCAAGACCUCGCAGUCACAACAACCGUGCAACGGAGCUUGCACGGAUACCAACACCGACUCGAAGAAUUGCGGCGCCUGCGGUAACGCGGUAGGUCCAGACCCUGUGUGCUCUCCCCCCGUGCAAGCAUUCCCAGGGUAA
Aspergillus japonicus CBS 114.51 is the source of this 324-nucleotide messenger RNA. RefSeq lists its product as uncharacterized. Bases 1 to 324 code for a protein of 107 amino acids. The record is from RefSeq and is a predicted model, not a curated record. The transcript has 2 exons. NCBI's taxonomy places the organism in Eukaryota, Fungi, Ascomycota, Eurotiomycetes, Eurotiales, Aspergillaceae.